AUGAAGUACAGGUCUGUGGACUCGGUGGUACAAACGGAUGACGCGGUCAACUAUCCCGUGGAGUUCCUUAACAACAUGAACCCUCCUGGCUUACCGGCCCAUAAGCUUUUCCUUAAAGUGGGGGCACCAGUGAUGUUGAGAAAUCUGAAUCCGCCAAAACUUUGCAAUGGAACAAGGCUGCGAGUAAAGGCCUUAUAUAGAAAUGUCAUCGAGGCCACAGUAUUUACCGGCUGUGCUCGGGGAGAAACGGUGUUUAUACCACGCAUACCACUCAUAUCAUCAGAGUAUCUUUUUGAGUUCAAGAGGCUGCAGUUCCCUCUCAAAGUCUGUUUUGCUAUGACUAUCCACAAGUCCGAGGGGCAGUCGCUAAAAGUAGCAGAAAUUGAUUUAAGUGAGGAUUGUUUCUCACAUGGGCAGUUCUAUGUGGCCUGCUCGAGGGUGAGCUCACCAAGCAGUCUGGUGAUAUUAGCACCUGAGGGGAGAACCACCAAUGUGGUAUACAAAGAGGUCCUUAAAUAG
Molecule: messenger RNA, 519 nt
Organism: Temnothorax curvispinosus
Lineage: Eukaryota; Metazoa; Arthropoda; Insecta; Hymenoptera; Formicidae
Product: ATP-dependent DNA helicase PIF6-like
Exons: 1
Coding region: 1-519 (172 amino acids)
Source: RefSeq, a predicted model, not a curated record